This is a messenger RNA of Olea europaea var. sylvestris, 2188 nucleotides long. RefSeq lists its product as uncharacterized. NCBI's taxonomy places the organism in Eukaryota, Viridiplantae, Streptophyta, Magnoliopsida, Lamiales, Oleaceae. The record is from RefSeq and is a predicted model, not a curated record. The coding region runs from base 550 to 1827 and encodes 425 amino acids. The transcript is spliced from 3 exons.
UGUGAAAUUUUCCUGUCAUUUGAUACUUGAUAGUAGCCCCAAUCGAAAGCCUUGAAGGAGAAGCGGCGUAGGCUUUCUUCCUCGUAUAUAUAACACUAUAAAUUGGGAACAAAUCAACACUUGGCACAAGUUUAUCUUGCUAAAUUGCUUCAUCAUCAAAUUAGGAAGGCGUGCUCGGAUUUUUUAGUGUUAACAGGGGCUUUAUAUGCUGAAAUCGCACGUGAUCUGAUUGUUGUUCCUAGAUGGAAAUCUUCCUCUAGAUAACAUUUAUCUUGAAAUUUUGAUGCUGUUGUUUAUGUUUUUCUCCUUGCGUAGAGAACUGGCUGCCCCUCAAGUAUAAUAGGCGAAACACCCAGGGCCAAAAUCCAGUGGCCAAGGUGGCUCCACCUCUGCUCUACAUGCUUGAAGAUGUCGAUGUGGGCAAUCACAAUUCUUAUGCAGGUAGGUAUAAAUGGAAUUUAUCAAAGUAGAUUCUCUGCCAGUAUAGGUUCUUAUUCAAGUUUCAAGUAUUAAAGGCUCGUUUGUAAGUAUGUGAGAAGCAAGCUUAAAAUGGCUGUCAAAUGUGUGCAAAAUUUUCUUCUAGGAGCAAAGCAUUUUAGAAAUAGGCAAAACCUGGGAACCAAUUUGAGACUGGUGUAUUAUCAUUCAGAAGAAAGACCCCAUGAAGAAGAAGAGGCUUUGUCUUCUGAAUGGUAUGAGAAGGCUUUCUUAAAGCUAACAAAAUUGAGUCAAUUGUUGAAAAAUGUAGAUUUGAUUGAUGGAAGACUAAUUAAUCUCAAUGACGAUUCAAGAAUUUUCGACUAUAAGCUGGAGCACAAAAUGCAAACACUCAAGUCUCUUGUUAGAGCGUUUAUUGGGUGUUUUUCGGUUCAAGAAACGAUGAGGAAGAACUUGAUGACCUCAUUUGCUGAUGAUCCACGAUGCAGAGAAUUUCAGUGCUUUACUAAACCAAGCGAAAGGGAUCCAAUUACUUUGAGCUCGUUGACCAAAGUGGCUGACAUUUUGAACAUUUCUGCACAGCAAAGGAAGAUUGUAAGGCAUACAAUAUGCCCUCAAGUGACACAGCACCAGAUAUGGACUGGUGCACUCGAGGAUGUACUGAAUGGAUUGAAAUCUGAGAUUGAUUUUCUGAUUCAUUGCUGCAAACGUAAAGAGAUAAACUUGGCACAGCAAAUAGUUGCGAGUUGUAAGAAGUUAUUAGAUUCUGCUAUAUUGCCUGACCCAGAGUCAACUUCAUGGAUGCGCCUCAUGCCUACAAAAGGUGAGGAUUUGUCUCCUUCUUACAAAUGGGAAGAUGUUCUUGAGAUGUUAGUUGAUCUUAUUAACUGCUUAAGUGAAGAAAAGAGACUAAUUUUGCAUGUUACGAAGCUUGAGGUCAUGAAAGAAGGACUAUAUCAGAUUAGGGAUGUCUUGAUGGAUAAGAAUAUUGGAUAUCGGGAGGUCCGACAUCAAGAAAAUUUAGUGCAGAAGAAAUUGACAAAGGCAUUAGGUCAUUCAUCUCGAUGUUUGUUUACCCUUUUGUUGUACUAUCUUCACGGCUGUGUGAAAGACAUUGAAGUAGACGUUAGAGGGGGAGUUCAUAAACUUGAUGGUGAGAAUAAGUUUUGCUUAUACAUGGGGAAGAUUUUGACAUCAGAUGAGGAGAAGGCAGUUCAGAUUGGGGUGAAGCAACUGGAUAGGGCUCUUGGGGUUUUCAAGUUUGUGAUGGAAACAGCAGGGAUGAAAGGAGAUCUGGUGCUGCAGGGCCAUCUGUGGUGUGUUGGAGCUGAGAACAGGUUGUUCCCAUAUAGAGGGAAUACAUACAUAUUACAUGGGAUUAAUCUUUGAUGUAAGAUGCAAAGUAAGAAAGAGUAAGGUAUUCUUUAACUUAAAAUUCAUGGUUGUCCAUCAAUUAUUAAAAUUUCAAGAAUUAUGCAUUUUGAGGUUAAAAUUAAUUGUUAAUUUUGAUUUAGAUUUUAUAACUUUUGUAGCUAUACCAAACAUGGGAUAAGGAAAUAGAUAUUAAAUUUAGGUUUGAGAAUGAAAGUUGAGGGCUUAGUUGUUCAAUCUUGCUACACAUACAUUCUUGUUGACAUUCUGUUUCACAUUGUACUAUGUGGCGCACAAUUUUAUCAUUGAUUUCUCCAACUGUUAAAACAAUGAAAGACAUUUUAUUGUGGAACAAAAGUUGACAAGUGUCAAUAUUCAA